This is a messenger RNA of Scheffersomyces amazonensis, 1420 nucleotides long. RefSeq names its product coenzyme A transporter (gene LEU5). Gene Ontology annotation, cellular component: mitochondrial inner membrane. Gene Ontology annotation, molecular function: coenzyme A transmembrane transporter activity. The transcript is spliced from 2 exons. NCBI's taxonomy places the organism in Eukaryota, Fungi, Ascomycota, Pichiomycetes, Serinales, Debaryomycetaceae. The coding region runs from base 83 to 1420 and encodes 445 amino acids. Gene Ontology annotation, biological process: mitochondrial coenzyme A transmembrane transport. The record is from RefSeq and is a predicted model, not a curated record.
CCACAGAUUUUGUAGUAGUACCUCAUUGGAGUAUAAUAGUUGUCCUUAUUAUUUUUAAAUAUCAGUUUUGCUAUCUCUGUUUAUGUAUUGGCUAACACUAAUUGACACUAAUUCACUAACUGGGUUUGUGGAGGCGUGCGCCAUUGCCGAAAAGAAAGAAUCAGGAAAAACAAAUUUCCUAGCGACUUUAAUACCGUCCACUUUCUCAUCAACUUCAACCAAUACAAAUUCUACCCCUUUCUAUGUUCCUCAACGUCUCACAGUAACUCCGGAAGAAUCUUCCAAUGUAAAUGAUCAAUCAACUCCAUUUGAACAUGUGAAAGUUAUAGAUAAACAAUCUCUUGAAUAUGUAUUAAAAUCAGGAACAGCUGGUGGAAUAGCUGGUAGUGCAGCCAAAACUUUAAUUGCUCCAUUAGAUCGUAUUAAAAUUUUAUUUCAAACUUCAAAUCCAGAAUUUUUAAAAUAUAGAGGUAAAUUCUCUGGUUUAUUUAGUGCAUCCAGAAAGAUAUGGGCUAGUGAUGGAUUUUGGGGUUUAUAUCAAGGUCAUUCAGUAACUUUAUUAAGAAUCUUUCCCUAUGCUGCUAUUAAGUUUGUAGCUUAUGAACAAAUUAGAUCAAUGUUAAUUCCUAAUGAUAAUUAUGAAACUGCUAUUCGUAGAUUUAUGGCAGGUUCAUUAUCUGGUUUAGCAUCUGUAUUUUUCACAUAUCCAUUAGAUCUUGUAAGAGUUAGAAUGGCAUUUGAAACAAGAAAUUUACAUCAUCAAUUAACUCAUCCACAACAUAAAUAUUUUAUAACUCAUCAUAAAGGUAGAUUAACUUCAACAAUUGCAAGCAUUUUUAGUGAAAGACCUCCUCAUAAAGUAAAUGAUCCUAAUUGGUUAAAAUUCCUGAGAAAUUUCUUCCCACCUUACUUUUUAAAAUUAUCUAAUUUUUAUCGUGGUUUUGCUCCAACAAUUCUUGGAAUGAUUCCAUAUGCUGGUGUAUCAUUUUAUACUCAUGAUUUAAUUCAUGAUAUAUUUCGUUCAAAAUAUUUAUCAGCAUUCACUCUUCAAAAUGAUCAAUCAAAAUUACACCCAUCUUCAAUAGUUGUUAAAUCCACUGGUGGUAAUAAACAAGUUAAUUCUCGUGAUACAAGAGUUCCAUUAAAAGCAUAUGCCCAAUUAAUUGCUGGUGGAUUAGCUGGUUUAUGUUCUCAAACUGCGGCAUAUCCAUUUGAAGUUAUUAGAAGAAGAAUGCAAGUUGGAGGAGCCAUUAAUCAGGGUCAAUUUCUUUCAUUUAGAUCUACUGCCAAUUUAAUCUUUAGAGAAAAUGGAUUCAGAGGAUUCUUUGUAGGAUUAAGUAUUGGUUAUAUUAAAGUGGUACCUAUGGUUGCAUGUUCGUUCUAUGUUUAUGAACGAGCUAAAAUUUCAUUAGGAAUUUAG